Messenger RNA from Leptinotarsa decemlineata (Colorado potato beetle), 2245 nucleotides. Its product is annotated as probable G-protein coupled receptor Mth-like 3. Lineage: Eukaryota; Metazoa; Arthropoda; Insecta; Coleoptera; Chrysomelidae. Gene Ontology annotation, molecular function: G protein-coupled peptide receptor activity. Gene Ontology annotation, cellular component: plasma membrane. The record is from RefSeq and is a predicted model, not a curated record. Gene Ontology annotation, biological process: G protein-coupled receptor signaling pathway; cell surface receptor signaling pathway.
UCCGCAUCACCUUCUGCCGAGCGCACGUAUUGCAUGGAUUACUGAAUUUGCGAGUGUAGCCAUGAAUUUCAACGCGCGAUAAGACAUGAAGUUGAUUUCGGUAACGGUAUUCUCGAUAGUUCUUCUCAAAGUGAUUGACUGUCGUAGUGUGAACAAAUGCUGCAAACCGGAAGAGACUUUUGUUAAAACCGGCGACAGCUUUCAGUGCUCCGAGGACUUGAACAAGAGAGUGCAAGUUAGGGCAAACACGACGGAUUUUUUGAAACAGAACAAAAGAGGACUGUGCUUUGAAGCUCUUGAUAGCGAUGUGAUAACGUUGAACAUCAGUGCAGAGGGUGUCAGCGUCCAGCGAGUUACCGUCAGUUUUUUUCCCAAAUGCUGCCCUCUGGGGUAUGUUUACAACGCCAUAACACACGGGUGUGUUAAAAAACCCUCCCCUGCGGACUUUUUAAAAGAACCAUUCGUUAAAGUCGGGCUAACGAACUGUAGAUUGGUGGUAGACACUAUUCUUCAUGGUACCGAUGAUUUUCAGUAUACUCUCCUCAAUCAUACGGGAAGGUAUCAAAGAAACGUGUUAUAUCCAGGUUCGUUCUGUAUAGACAAAACCGAAAAUGAAUCGUUGGUGCUUCGGGAAUGCCAGGAGAGCUUGAGGACUUGUGACACGAUCAAAUGUGUCAAAAAAUGUUGCCCAGAUGGACAAAGUUUCGUAAACGGUUCCAAAUGCGUCAACACCUACGAACAUGGAUUGAAUUUGUCAGUUUUCGGAAACGCUGUAGAGAAACCAAAUGAUCCUUACGCGACCAUUUACAACACCACCUGCACGAAAAUCUACAAGAUGGACCAAAACGAGUUCAACUUCACCCUCCAUUCUGGUGGUACCUUCACUGAAUUCUACUCAGAAGGAUACCACGAAGUUGACGUCGGUGAUCUACACUCAUACUGCGUCGAGCACUCGAAGAAGAACGGUUUCGAGGGAUUCUUCUUCUUCUACUGUUUCCCGGAAAGCGACGACUCGUCGACCAAGUUCGACUACACCUUCUGGCCGAUGGUGAUGUCUUGCAUCUUCCUGGUAUUAACCAUUUUCAUUUAUGUGGCGCUGAAGGAGACGAGGAAGAUGUUCGGGAAAAUUUUGGUCAACUACUGCAUGGCGACGUUUUUCUCGUUCGCUUUUCUCAUCGUCGCCCAACUGAAUGAUACUCCCACGGCUGAGGAGUGCCAAAUCAAAGCUUUCUCCAUAAUCUUCUUCGCUUCUGCUUCUUUCACCUGGUCAAACAUCAUGUGCUGGGAUAUUUGGUGUACCUUUGGGACAACAAGACUCUAUUUAGGAACAACUCAAAGAAAAAUGGAUUUCACAAAAUUAUUAGUCUACAGUUUAUAUGGCUGGGGAGUUCCACUGCUUUUGACCCUAGUGAUAUUCGUUUUCCAUAAAUGGAAGGUGUUACCGUAUUCCAUACAACCAUUUUUGGCGGAAGUCAAGUGUUUCUUUGACACUAAACGAGGAAAUUACGCCAAAGAUCUCUUCUACAACAUUCCACUGCUUAUUAUCCAGUUGGUGAAUAUGGUUCUCUUCAUAAAAACCGUGUUAUACUGUUUGGAGGUGAAGAACGACAUAAAUAAAAUCAACGACACGACCAAGAAUGAAAAAAUGAAGAGGUAUCACAGCGAUAAAGAAAGAUUAUUCCUGAUUCUGAAGUUGUUGGUGAUAAUGGGAAUGUCUUACAUUUUCGAGGUGGUAUCAGCAUUUUUCGACAUGAGUGAGAUGGGUUUCAUUCCAAAAUAUAUUGAAAUAAUUUGGGAUACAAUCAAUGCUUUACAAGGGGUCUUCAUUUUCGUUAUUUUCAUCUGCAAGAGGAGAAUUAUUUUCCACUGCCUACGAAAGUUCAACACAACAGUUGAAAGAAAAUCUUCGGAUUCUUCAUCUUUCAACACCCAAUCUACUUUGCAUGUCAAUGGGUUUUCCCUCAAUCGAAUGGGACAUAUAAAUAAAGGCUUCAUGUAAUUAUUUUUUUGUGAUACGAAUGAAUUUUCCAAAAAAUGAGAUGCAUCACAAACACGUUACAUAUUUUUAAAACGAAAAGUGUUUGCUAUGGAAAUUAGAAAAUAAGAAUCAAUUCAGAAAAAACUUUUGAGAAGGGAUGAAAAAAAAAUGUGCGAAUGUGAUUUCCCUUUAAAGCAAUAUGGAAUGCUUCUAAGUCAACUGUAUAAGCCAACUGUUUGAAGAAAAUAAAGAAAAAUAUUAAAUAUU